Contarinia nasturtii (swede midge) is the source of this 2895-nucleotide messenger RNA. It is a transcript of the gene Parg, whose product is annotated as poly(ADP-ribose) glycohydrolase. NCBI's taxonomy places the organism in Eukaryota, Metazoa, Arthropoda, Insecta, Diptera, Cecidomyiidae. Bases 127 to 2649 code for a protein of 840 amino acids. Gene Ontology annotation, biological process: regulation of DNA repair; ATP generation from poly-ADP-D-ribose; carbohydrate metabolic process. Gene Ontology annotation, molecular function: poly(ADP-ribose) glycohydrolase activity. The record is from RefSeq and is a predicted model, not a curated record. The transcript has 7 exons. Gene Ontology annotation, cellular component: cytoplasm; nucleus.
AGUUCAGUUGACACAUUCAAACUCAAAUAAAUCUAAUCUGAGCUAUAGCGUCGCAAUUCAUGAACGAGAACAGAUACAGUUUUCACGUUCGAAUUGGUAAAUGGUGAAAUUGUUAAAUUACAGUGAAUGCACUCAAUAAUUGUGAAAUUCAUUAAACAUAUUAAUAUUACAGCGAAAGCACGCAAAAUGAGUUCAGUUAGUUAUAAAGGCGUUCCGUUCAAAACGGUUUAUCGGAAUUUUAAUGAAUGGGAUCUGGACCACUUGCCAGAAAUCGUUCACAGACGCGACCAUAGUGUUUUGUUUAAAUUGCCGAUAACGACAAGAUCCGUACAACCUCCGAAGCCCUUUAUAGAAAGCGGUGGACCCAAAUGGGAUUCAAAUCAUGUGAAAUUGCCAUGCGCGCCACAAAAUGAAUACAAAACUGAGAGUGCGAGCAAUUCAAGCAAAUCGAUUCAGACCACACGAUGGGAAAUCAUUCAAACGGCUUUGUUGCGCGAAAUUAAUUCUACCAAAGAUUUCGAAAAGGCAGUUCUGACGUACAAUCCGAAAUACGCAAAAGUUUGGAAAUUCAGAGCACUUCAUACUUUAUUUGAAGAGAUGGACGAAAAUGAUGCUGUGAGUUUUUUUAAGCAAACAUUACCCGAAAUCAUUCGAUUGGCAUUACAGCUGCCAGACAUCGUGAAGUGUUCGAUCCCGUUACUGAAGAGAGGUCAAAAUAAAUCAAUUUCUCUAAGUCAAGAACAGAUUGCGUGCCUUUUGGCCAAUGCGUUCUUAUGCACAUUUCCACGCCGCAAUUCUGAGGCACGGAAUUCAGAAUUUAGUUCAUAUCCGACCAUCAAUUUUGCGGAAUUAUUCUCAACGCCUGGCAAUGAAGAGAAAGUUAAAUGUAUAUGCAAUUAUUUUCGACGGGUGGUAUCUAAAAGGCCGACUGGUGUGGUAACAUUUGCACGACGUUUAGUACCUGAAUCGCAGCUACCAGACUGGGAAGAAUGUCAAGUGACCUUUGAUGAUACACUGUUGCAUAUAUCGAGCGCGGGAACGAUUGAGGAUGAUGGCAAUGGUCUGUUGCAAGUUGAUUUUGCAAACAAAUAUAUUGGUGGCGGUGUACUGGAUUAUGGAUGUGUACAGGAAGAGAUACGUUUUAUGAUUAAUCCAGAAUUGUUGUGCAGUCGUCUGUUCACCGAAGUUUUACAAGAUAAUGAAUGUAUGACGAUUGUUGGCUGUGAACAAUUUAACAAAUAUACAGGAUAUGCAUCGACAUUUGAAUGGGCUGGUGACUAUGUGGACAAAACACCGUUGGAUUCAUGUAGACGACGACGAUGUGCUAUUGUAGCCAUUGAUGCUAUUUAUUUCCGUGUCAAACAUGCCCAAUACGAAGAGGACAAGAUACGUAGAGAAUUAAAUAAGGCCUAUGUUGGUUUCAAACAUGAUUUACCUACUGCAGCUCCGGCAAUCGCGACCGGUAACUGGGGAUGCGGUGCAUUCAAAGGGGACAAAAACUUGAAGUCAUUACUUCAACUCAUGGCGUGCUGUGUUACAAAACGGCCAUUGGUCUACUAUACAUUCGGUGAUGAAGAAUUAUGUCAAGAACUUUUUUGGUUUUUCGAACACUUAGUCGAAGAAAAAGUGACCAUUGCUCAGUUAUGGUCAUGCUUAGCACGGUGCUCUGAAAAAUCAUCAUAUACUCAUUUGUACGAAUUUUUGGUUGAUUGUCUUAAAACAAAAAAUGAUCCCAAACCAAGCACUAACGGUCAGUCUUCGAAAUCAGCAAACAGAUCGAAUGUAACACCAGCACCAAAAGCGAUCGCGAAACCAAAACGAAAGCAAAUUGAUUCGCAAGAGACAUCCACACUCGUUGAUGAACUCAUGAAGGACACCGACGCAUCGCUGGAUUGGGAUUUUGGAUCCGACGAUCAGUAUGAUGUAGAAGAGGCAAUGGAGUUGGCGCGAGCGGCGGAAAGAAGUGUUAGUAAAAAAAAACCACAACCGUUGAAAAUCGAAAUAACGAAAAAAUCUCCCGAAAAUGAUGAACUUCCCGCAAAAACGAUUCAACAGUUUUUCACAAAACAAUCAAACAGCAUGGAAAAUCAAGAAAAACGUCCACGAUCGUCAUUGCUCGUUGAUAGUCUUGAUGCCAGUUUUUAUAAGAAAUCGCCACCCAAAAUGCAACGAAAAAAAGAAGACGAAAAAGAAAUUAUUCAGGUAGAUGAUAUCGAUAAGAACGAAACAAAAAAUACAUGCGACAGCGAGACCAGUGAUUCGGAGAGCGAUCUGUUAGUAUUUCACGAUGCCGAAUCGGGAGAUGAUAAAGUGGACACCGACCAAAAUGACAACGCGUCAAAAUCAGACAACGAACUUAAAACAGCGGAAGCAAAUACACCGCUGAAGGUUCGGCAAACUAACAUAGGCGAUUUUUACGCCAAAAGUUCAAACACGUCAUCAUCCAAAGAAGAGUCACAAACGUCUAUAAUAGACCUCGAUUCACAAAGCUCAGCAUCACAGAUGGAAAGCGAAAAUAUGGAAGUGGAUCAAUCUAAUGACGAUGAAUUCGAAAGCGCCAUAAAUUCAGAAACACUUCAAUUGAAAUCAUUACACGUCGCAUCGGAUGCCGAUCAAAUUUCCCAAGACAUUGAUUCAAAAGUUGAAUAAAAUCAACAUUAAGGCUGAUUUUUGUCGAUUUCCAUCGUUUACAUUGAAUUUAAGUUAAAGCAAAGAAGAAAGUCGAUUCAUUAUACUCACCUAUCAUUAUUUUUUCAUUUGGUAUAUACCAUACGCAAUUUAGUUUAGUCUGAAAAACAACAAUUUUUUUUUGUAAAUGGUCGUUUGUUCGUAAUACCAAGAGAAAUAAAAUGUCUUACAUCCGUAAGAUGAACUUUUCCGCACUGUGAUCCACAA